AUGAUAGCAAUUUACUAUUUACAUUAAUAGUCCCAUAUAAUCAAUCAGCCUUUGUUUUCAAAUUUAUUUUCCUAUUCUUUUAGUGAUUAAAAAAAGCUAUAAAUUUUUGAUUUUUAAAAAUACAAAAUCUAAUUAAAAAAUUAGCAAGGAAGUUUAUUGUCGGUCGAUCUAUCUUUCUUUUCUACUUUUUAAAUUAUUUAUAAUACAUUCAUUAGAUUAGAACUAAAUAUUUUUGAUUUUUUGAAAGAAUUGAAAUAGAUUUUAUUUAACCUUUUUCAGUUUUUAUUAUUAUAAAAUUAAAUAUGUUUCUUAAUUUGCCAACCUAAAAUAUUUGAUUGGCAAUAAAAAAAAAAGCAAAAAAUCGCAAUAGCAAGCGAAGUAGAGUAACAUAAAAAUUCAAGUUACAGUAGAUAGAUGCUAAUAUUUGAAAGAAUAGAGGUUCUAAACACUAGAUAUUUGGUAAAUGCACUCUAUACAUGUAGAAGCGCAUAAAUAGUACUAUUAAUUGCCUUAAAACUUAAAAUUAAUAUUAGGACUUCAAGUUCGUGUGGAUAUUAUCCACUUAAAGUAAUAAAAGAUUAUAUUAGGAUUUACUUAACUCAAAGUCAAGUCUUUAUUUUAGAUCUUAAAGUUAGCAUUUCGUAAAGUGUAACAAGAGUCAAGUAAAAUAUGAUAUACUGCUUUUAAAUUUACUAUUAAUUUCAGUUGAUAAUAUUAAUCUAUAUAUUAUCUUUGUAUAUUUUAUAGAUUUCUUUAAUUUGUAAGGUAAAUUACACAUGUCCACUAUUUCUUGUUAAUUUUAUCUAUUUAUUUGUUGGCUUAUCUAUUUGA
Molecule: messenger RNA, 831 nt
Organism: Tetrahymena thermophila SB210
Lineage: Eukaryota; Ciliophora; Oligohymenophorea; Hymenostomatida; Tetrahymenidae
Product: transmembrane protein, putative
Exons: 1
Source: RefSeq, a predicted model, not a curated record